AUGUCGAGGUCUUUGCUUAGAACGACUGGAGUGACUUCCUUGGGCCCCAAAGCUGCUGAAAAGCCUUUGCUCACGCCUCUGCAUGCCACGUUGGCAGAUCCGAAGCUCAAGUGUCGAGAGGUCUCUUGGAAGUCAGCCGAUCGCGGCUGGAUUUGUGCCAAGAGGUGGUGUGAUCGAGAGUUUUAUCUCCUCCUGGACGGGACAAGUACGUCCUUAUCGCGCUGCCAAGAGGAAUGUGCCAGGUUUGCCUCCAUCCACUUCAGCAACAUCGUCAUGAUGUGA
This is a messenger RNA of Cladocopium goreaui, 282 nucleotides long. NCBI's taxonomy places the organism in Eukaryota, Dinophyceae, Suessiales, Symbiodiniaceae. The record is from the annotation of a GenBank genome assembly.